AGAAUGUGGAAGCACAUUAUUUUCUAUAGCAGUGUAUGCACCUUUGUAAGCCGUGCCAUACCACUUGGUAGUUGGGACAAGGAUGAACAACCAGCGGAACUGCAAGGUGAAGGUACUUUUGAAGGUGAUAUGAAGUUAACGCCAGAGCAACUUACUGCAAUUCAGGAACAGAUAGAAGAACAACAAAACAGAAUAGCGGCAAGAAAAGCCUAUGCUAGUCUGUCUACACGUUGGGAAGAUGCCAUUGUGCCUUAUAGAAUCGAGCCUGAAAGCCAGGGUGACACUGCUGUAAUACUAUCAGCAAUUGCCCACUGGGAGAGCAAAACCUGUAUUAGAUUCCCACAAUACGAUCCCGCUAAACACACGUCAUUCAUAAGCUUCACAAAACAGGAUGGAUGUUGGUCAUAUGUUGGUCAUGUGUUCACUGGAGCGCAGGAAAUUUCUAUUGGGAAUGGAUGUGCAUACAUGGGCAUUGUUGCGCAUGAGAUUGGUCAUGCAAUAGGGUUCUUUCACGAACAAAGUCGCCCGGACAGAGAUAAUUAUGUUAUCAUAAACGAGGAUAAUAUUAAGGACGGAUAUGAGAUUAAUUUUAAAAAAUAUGACACAGGAACUAUUAACACGCACCAAGUACCAUACGACGUUGGAUCUUUAAUGCAUUAUGGCGCGAAAUUUUUCAGCAAGAAUGGCCUAAAUACAAUAGAUGCAGUUAAUCCAGCGGAUCAAUCAAAAAUGGGCCAACGUGAUGGUCUCAGCGCCGCUGAUAUUCUGUUAGCUAAUAUAAUGUACAGCUGCUCAGGUGUAUCAGGUGAUCCCCACAUGAAAACAUUUGAUGGACGUCCAUAUACUUUCCAAGGUGUAUGCUGGUAUACUCUAUUUAAAGACUGUUUCUCUCAUAAACCUGAUUUUGAAAUCACCGUCAAGUUUGAGCCAAGGGGUGACAGCACCACCGAUCAUUUCAGAACAAGAGCAGUUGCCUUCAACGUUUCGGUCGGGAUGGAGUAUGCUAAUGUUAAUGGACUGGACGUGAUAACAGGGAAUACAGGGCACGACACCGCCGCUAGAUCAAUCCGUGUUCAAAAUGAACAGAACGUGGUUAUAUUAGAAUUUACAUCCAAUAAUACAACAUUUACCUUGGAAUGGGCUCUGAGGAAACACGCCUUAAAAGUAAAUGUACAGGGUGCUACAUACAAUGGACGACUAUGUGGUUUGAUGGGUAACUCCGAUGGUGACACACGUAAUGACUUUCAGACACCUGAUGGUAAUGUUGUACUUGACGCUGCUGAGUUCGGAGAAAGCUGGGACGUAAAAGGCCAAACAUGUGACUAAAAUUAUGGUUUUCUCAAGCCAGAAGAUCUAGACAUGAUUAUAGAUGAGCUCUAGAAGAAAUAAAUAAUAAACAUGUUAUUAAUAUCCUGGAAAUUUGGUGGACGGGUGCCUUUAUUGGUGGUGAAAUUUGACUAUUCCAAUCAGAUAUUGCAUAAAUACACGUUUGUGAAAUUAACGGUAUACAUUAAGAAUUAUAGAAAUCUCAACCAAA
This is a messenger RNA of Saccoglossus kowalevskii, 1537 nucleotides long. Its product is annotated as protein SpAN-like. The record is from RefSeq and is a predicted model, not a curated record. NCBI's taxonomy places the organism in Eukaryota, Metazoa, Hemichordata, Enteropneusta, Harrimaniidae. Gene Ontology annotation, biological process: proteolysis. Gene Ontology annotation, molecular function: zinc ion binding; metalloendopeptidase activity.